AUGGAUGACUUCAAAAACUGUAACGUUAUAACGUUAGAAACGGAAGUAACGCUCUCCAGAACGACGAAGAAGGUUUAUCUGAAAGAAGACAUUGUCAUAAAAUUUUCAAACAGACAUUCUAAUUGCAUGUACCCGUUGUCGGGGCAACAAACCGACCUAGGUGCUGACUUUGGGACGUCGGAUGGCGGUGGUGAUCAUACUCGGUGCAGAAGUUUGUGUUCCAAGACCUGCACCUUCUUAGACGAACCGACAUUCAGCGAUGAUCCAGCUGAGUGGAACAGGGCAGAUUACACAUACAACAUCCACUUCUUGAAGAAGUACAUGACCAACCAGCAACGAUACCUCGAACAAGAAAAAGAAAAUUUUGCUAGAAACAAAGAGCUCCUUGCAAGCAUGAAAUCUGCUCAGCAAAUUGAUAAUGAUGAGUGUAUACGAAAGAAAUCUGAAAUCCAGAACUUAAAGAAUGAAAUUGAAGAUUACAAAUCGCAAAUAAGAAGACAGUCUGAUGCCAUUAGCAAUUGUCGAAGCCAGCUAAUUUGCGAAGAUGAAGUAAACCGAGAUCUGAAAGUACAGAAAAGGAGGCUCAUGAAGCGAAAAGUAAUGCAGCUAACAAAACAGAGCGAAGAAGGUAUUUCUGAUGAUGUUAUUGAAGCAUACGAAUUAGCAAAGCAGUCCCUUGAAUCAGAGCAAAAGAGGAAGCAGCGUCUGCUCAAGAAAGAUAAUUGGUACACAACAGAAAUUGCCACUAUUCGCGAAGUACUUGCACAAGAAGAAAACAACACCUCGCUGAAGGAGAUAGAAAUAGAAAAGGUUAAUCUAGAUGAAGACGAAAAUGAAUGCACAUCAAAUAAUAAUAUUGUGCAUUUCCUUCCAGAAAUAAAUAGAAUAAGAGCCUGUGCAAUGAGCCCUGAACCAUUUGCUAAGCCUGCUGAACAUUUCCAGAAAAAUGGUACACACACGCAAGGAGAAACUGCAUGUGGAUUUCUACCACAUAUUCCACCAGUAUCAAAAGCGCGAUUGAAUUUGUCAUGUCAACCAACAGUUGCAGCAGCACAUGUUCCCCAUCUCUCAAAAAUUGAACUCAAAGACGGACAUAAUAUGCAUCUUCCAAAGAUUGAGGUCAAAGAUGAAAGUUUACAAAAUUCACCUACAGCUUUUCCCCCAAGGGCAUAUGUUCCGCAUCAACCAACAGUUGUAGCCACUCGCGACCAUGUUCCACAUCAACCUACAGUUGAAGCCUCUCGCGUGUAUGCCCCACAUCAACCAACAGAUGAAGCCGCUCGUAGCCAUGUUCCACAUCUACCUACAGUUGCAGCCACGCAUGGUUAUGUUCCCCAUCCACCAACAGAUGUAUCUAAGCAAACGUAUGUCCAACAAUCAUCAGCAGCUCCUGGCAAACAAGGACAUGUUCCCCGUGUACCAAUAGUUUCAAACCAGAAUGAAGAUGUUCCACAUUUAUCAGCAGAUGCAACCACGCAAGAUCAUGUCCCCCGCCCUCCAUCUGAAAAGAAAAAUGGUGCUAUCAGAAGAUUUCACAGAAAAUUGAAGAAUGUCAUAAAGUGAACAGUUUCAAAGUUUUUAACAUUGUUGACAUUCAUUUAUAUAAUAUAAAAAGGCAAACAUUUGUAUAUUUGUUUAAUAAUUAAUUAACUGCAUCAAAAGCACUCCAACUAUUUGUUUUCUGUUGUUGUUGUUUUUAUUUUUUUUUUUUAUUUUUUUUUUUUGUGUGUGUUUGUAUGUAUUUAUGUAAGUAUACUGUUGAUGUUUUCCGCUAUUGUGGGACGUGUGCAUUUUGUAAAUAAAUUAUCUGAAUUAUC
Messenger RNA from Ruditapes philippinarum (Manila clam), 1817 nucleotides. RefSeq lists its product as uncharacterized. The coding region runs from base 1 to 1563 and encodes 520 amino acids. The transcript is spliced from 4 exons. The record is from RefSeq and is a predicted model, not a curated record. Lineage: Eukaryota; Metazoa; Mollusca; Bivalvia; Venerida; Veneridae.